AUGUGGCGUCGAGCUCUCGUCCGAUGCGCGCCUGCUGUAUCCUCGUCUCAGGCACUGCGCCGAAUAUGCGUCGACAGCUCCUCGGCGUCGCCUCCUCUACUCAUUUCCAGCGCCUCGUUCCAGCACUUGCACCGUCACGACCGCUGCUUUGUCACUGAAAGCGGCAAUGAUGACAGUGCGCCAGUCUCACCAGCUAUCUCCAGCGAGUCCACAGCCUCCGCCACCGAGUGCUCAAGUGCACCAGGUGUAGAGAGCCCCGGUGAGAAAUUUGUGAUGAUUUACACGUGCAGCGUGUGCGAGACGCGCUCAGCCAAGACCAUCAGCAAGCACGCCUACUACAAUGGCGUGGUGCUGGUGCGCUGCCCCGGCUGCGAGAACCAGCACCUUGUCGCUGACCGGCUGGGAUGGUUUGAGGACGACUCGGUGGACGUGGAGAGCCUGUUGAAGCACAAGGGCGAGAGCGUCCGCUUCGUCACAGCUGAGAAUGUCCUUGAGCUCACAGAGAAUGACAUCCUCGGCGGCAAGAACGAGAAAUAG
Molecule: messenger RNA, 537 nt
Organism: Phytophthora infestans T30-4
Lineage: Eukaryota; Oomycota; Peronosporomycetes; Peronosporales; Peronosporaceae
Exons: 1
Coding region: 1-537 (178 amino acids)
Biological process (GO): protein folding; protein stabilization; protein import into mitochondrial matrix
Cellular component (GO): mitochondrion
Molecular function (GO): protein-folding chaperone binding; zinc ion binding
Source: RefSeq, a predicted model, not a curated record